Molecule: messenger RNA, 622 nt
Organism: Oncorhynchus masou masou (cherry salmon)
Lineage: Eukaryota; Metazoa; Chordata; Actinopteri; Salmoniformes; Salmonidae
Gene: ttc36
Product: tetratricopeptide repeat domain 36
Exons: 2
Coding region: 89-499 (136 amino acids)
Biological process (GO): cilium assembly
Molecular function (GO): protein binding
Source: RefSeq, a predicted model, not a curated record
UAUACCAUAACACCUGUCAUCUGUUUAUCUUUCUCCUCCAGACAGUGGCUUUGAGGUUGGGCUGCUACUGCAGGUCAAAGAGCUGGAGAUGGAGGGGGUUGCAGCAGCAGAGGCUGGGGAUCUACCCUCAGCUCUGGAACGGUUCAGCCAGGCCAUAGACACACUGCCGCAGAGAGCCUCUGGCUACAAUAACAGGGCCCAGACCAGACGCCUCCAAGAGGACACAGAAGGAGCCCUAGAGGACCUGGAGCGUGCCAUCGCUCUGAGUGGGGGUGUAGGGCGUACAGCGUGUCAGGCUCUGGUCCAGAGAGGCCUGCUGCUGAGGCUAGCCUGCCAGGAUGAUAAGGCCCGGGAGGACUUCGAGAGGGCAGCCGUCCUGGGCAGUGAGUUCGCCCGGCAACAGGUAGUGGUUCUGAAUCCGUACGCAGCCCUCUGCAACCGCAUGCUGACGGAGGUCAUCAACAAGCUACGCAACCCGGAGGUGUCAGAGACACAGUAGUCAAAGGACAAGACUUACCACCCCAACACUGGCAAACCAAAUACAUUUGUAUCACUUGUGCAUGCAUUAAAUGUUGUCUUGAGAAAUUCAUUAAUAAACGUUUACGUUUUAUUGAAGUUGAAA